Messenger RNA from Elaeis guineensis (African oil palm), 744 nucleotides. NCBI's taxonomy places the organism in Eukaryota, Viridiplantae, Streptophyta, Magnoliopsida, Arecales, Arecaceae. The record is from the annotation of a RefSeq genome assembly.
AUGAAUGUUAUACCAUGUUCCAUUAAAACACUCAAAGGGUUAUACGAUAUAUCGGGUGUAGAAGUAGGCCAACAUUUCUAUUGGCAAAUAGGAGGUUUACAAAUCCAUGCCCAAGUACUUAUCACUUCUUGGGUCGUAAUUGCUAUCUUAUUAGGUUCAGUCAUCAUAGCUGUUCGGAAUCCACAAACCAUUCCGACCGACGGUCAGAAUUUCUUCGAAUAUGUCCUUGAAUUUAUUCGAGAUUUGAGCAAAACUCAGAUUGGAGAAGAAUAUGGUCCUUGGGUUCCCUUUAUUGGAACUAUGUUCUUAUUUAUUUUUGUUUCUAACUGGUCAGGUGCUCUUUUACCUUGGAAAAUCAUACAAUUACCUCAUGGGGAGUUAGCUGCGCCUACGAAUGAUAUAAAUACUACUGUUGCUUUAGCUUUACCCACGUCAGCGGCAUAUUUUUAUGCGGGUCUUACCAAAAAAGGAUUGGGUUAUUUCGGAAAAUACAUUCAACCAACCCCAAUACUUUUACCAAUUAACAUCCUAGAAGAUUUCACAAAACCUUUAUCUCUUAGUUUUCGACUUUUCGGGAAUAUAUUGGCUGAUGAAUUAGUAGUUGUUGUUCUUGUUUCUUUAGUCCCUUCAGUAGUUCCUAUACCUGUUAUGCUUCUUGGAUUAUUUACAAGUGGUAUUCAAGCUCUUAUUUUUGCAACGUUAGCCGCGGCUUAUAUAGGUGAAUCCAUGGAGGGUCAUCAUUGA